Arachis stenosperma is the source of this 2672-nucleotide messenger RNA. Its product is annotated as SWI/SNF complex component SNF12 homolog. Gene Ontology annotation, biological process: regulation of transcription by RNA polymerase II. The coding region runs from base 328 to 2004 and encodes 558 amino acids. The transcript has 3 exons. The record is from RefSeq and is a predicted model, not a curated record. NCBI's taxonomy places the organism in Eukaryota, Viridiplantae, Streptophyta, Magnoliopsida, Fabales, Fabaceae. Gene Ontology annotation, cellular component: nucleus; SWI/SNF complex.
UUGGUGAGAGGAUUGAAGCUUUCAUUCAUUCCGCCAAUACACCAACAGCAUUACUAUUAGUAGGCCGACAUUGGAACCAUGAUCUCUAAUUCCUUCACACAACUACACUCUUCCCCUGAACGUACAAUCCCAUUCCGGUUUCCCGGCGUCGUUUCCCUCCUCCCAUUGUCGUUUUUAAACUAGGGUUUUCAUUCUCCGCAUAGAUAUUACUUGCAUCGAGACGGGAAGCUCAGGUCAAUCAUCCAGGAGAUUUCGACUCAAUUUUCUCUUUGCAGAUUUUCUCCCUUUAAUUUAGUUCGAGCUUUAGGUUUUCGUGUUUAAGGAACGAUGAACAGUAACAAUCCAGGUAGGAACGUUGCGGCACCGUCGUUUUUAGGGAAUUCCGGAGCUGCCCCUCACCCCAUCGCCGGUACCGCCGCCACCAACACCGCUGCUUCCACUUCGUUACCCACGACCCACCCACAACCCCAUCUUUUGUCCCAAUCACAGCCUCCUCAAACCCAAGGUGGUUCUCACUUCCCCGGGCACUUUCAGCUCUCACAACCUCAAACCCAGUUACUUGCACAAUCACAGUUUUCACAACCCCAUUCCCAUGUUCAAUCCAUCCCUCAACACCAGCAGCAGCCACCGCCGCGCCAGCCGCAGGCUCAUCCUGCUAGCCAAUCUCAUGGUUCAAGUGGUAGUAGUGCGGCGGCAGCGGCAACUCCUGCUUCAACUGCCAAGCGCUCCGGGCAGAGGCCGCCUACUAGGCCGGCCGGUUCUUCAAAUACUAACCAGUCUUCGGCUUUUAAGACCAUGGAAUUGACGCCGGCUCCUCUAAGGAGGAAGAGGAGCUUGCCAGAGAAGGAUAAGAGGAUUCCAGAUAAGGUGGCCGCAGUUCUGCCGGAGUCUGCUGUUUAUACUCAAUUGCUUGAGCUUGAGGGACAGGUUGAUGCUGCUUUGUCUAGGAAGAAGAUUGAUAUACAGGAGGCUGUGAGAAGCCCCAGAUGUGUUCAGAAGACUCUUCGUGUUUAUGUGUAUAAUACCUUUUCGAAUCAGAAUAGAAUCGAUACUGAGAAGAAAAUGGCAGAGGAGCCUUCUUGGUCACUUAGGAUUACUGGGAGGAUAUUGGAAGAUGGAAGAGAUCCUGUGUUGGCUGGAGUCUCGCAGGGGUUGAACCCUUCAUAUCCCAAGUUUUCGGCUUUCUUCAAGAAAAUUACCAUAUACUUGGACCAGGGGUUCUAUCCGGAUAAUCAUCUUAUAAUAUGGGAUCCUGCUCGUUCACCUGCCCAGCAGGACGGUUUUGAGGUUAAGAGGAAAGGAGACAAGGAAUUCACAGUGGUGAUGAGACUAGCAAUGAAUUAUAUACCUGAAAAGUUUGUGGUUUCAACAGCACUGUCGAAAGUUUUAGGGAUUGAGUUUGAUACUCGCCCUAGAAUAAUAGCUGCUCUAUGGCAAUAUGUGAAGUCUAGAAAACUACAAAGCCCAAAUGACCCUUCAUUCUUCAUGUGUGAUCCUUCUCUCCAAAGGGUGUUUGGGGAAGAGAAAAUAAAAUUCUCCACAAUUUUACAGAAGAUAUCACAGCAGUUAUCACAACCACAGCCUAUACACGUGGAGCAUAAAAUCAAGCUUUCUGGAAAUUGUCCGGUUGGAACUACAUGUUAUGAUGUGCUGGUUGAUGUGCCUCUUCCACUGGAGAAGGAUAUGUCUGCAUACUUGGCAAGCAUUGAGAGGCACAAAGAGAUUGAUGUGCUUGAUGAAGUGAUUUGUAGUUCUAUGAAGAAGAUCCAUGAGCAUCGCAGAAGGCGGGCCUUCUUUCUGGGAUUUAGCCAGUCUCCAGCAGAGUUUAUUAAUGCUUUGAUUGCAUCGCAGAGCAAGGAUCUAAAGCUUAUUGCUGGAGAUGCCAGCCAAGAUGAGGAAAAGGAAAGACGAUCUGAAUUCUACAAACAACCAUGGGCUGAGGAUGCUGUCAUUCGCUACCUGAACCGGAAAAGUGCUCGAAGUGAUAUUCCUGGAAGCACCUAACAACAGAAAGUUGUGAAAUAGCUUGUUCCUCGCUGGUCCUCGAUGCAUUUUGCUAGUUCAUAAUAGAGCUGUUUUUCUAAGGGAGGACUUACCAGCUUUGCUUUGCUUCAUGCUAGACUUAGGCGACUCAUGCAAGGUGAGUUGGUGACAUGUGUGCGGUCUUAGCCAGAAUAACAUGCUAUCUCCUAUGAUUCGGAGACCUGGAAUCUGCCGGAGUUAGGAUAUGUUGAUGUUCCAUGCAGAUGGGAGUUUUGGGAUAAAAAUCGGGGCUAUUUUUGGCGCAAUCUUUCAAGAUGACCAUGGCAGGUGGAUGUAGGUAGUACAGUGCACUGAGCUGUUGGGAAUUUUCUAGUGGCCGGUCUGUGAUCAUCAUUGGGAAGAUCUAGAGGCUUCUUUUCCCUGCUGAUGGUCUUAUAAACUUGUACUGUAAUUUGGUGGUUCUUUUUUGGUUCUUGUUUUUAUUUUUUGCCUUCUUAGUUACCAAAAGGAGAAUGAAAAUUUUUUUCCCGGCCUUUAUUUUGCAAUUGGCAACCUUCCGUUAACUCAAUCCCCCUACUCUACCAAAAAACGUUAUUUUGCUAGAGAUCACAUCCAAAUGCAUCCGUAUAACUAUGAUUUUGUGUUUUUUGUUCUAGUACAAUAAUGAACAAUGUCUUUUUCGAUCAACA